GCAAAAUUAAUUUCUCAGAUCCUACAUCGUUCAGUGAGCUUUGUUACAAAGUGCGGUGGUGUCGGUUUCAUUUUACUUCUGUGUAUAUAUCGCAAAGUCUGAAUAUUUAGCUUUGUUGUGGAAAAUGGCUGGCAAAGGAGACGGAGAGGGCGAAGGAAAUAUCCUCAAAUUGGAAAAUCAGAUUGCCGUCAUCAAAUACGUGAUUCUCUUCACUAACGUCUUGCAAUGGAUGAUCGGUGCUGCAAUCUUUGCUCUUUGCCUUUGGCUAAGAUUUGAACCGGGCAUUCAGGAAUGGCUCCAGAAAUUGGAUUCUCUACAAUUUUACAAUGGAGUUUAUGUACUUAUUGUCGCUUCGCUGAUCAUCAUGAUUGUGUCUUUUAUAGGAUGUAUUAGUGCCCUGCAGGAAAGUACCGUGGCUAUUUUACUGUACAUAGGCACCCAAGUGCUCGGCUUCAUAUUCGGUUUAUCUGGUUCUGCAGUUCUUUUGGAUAACAGCGCUAGAGAUUCCCAUUUCCAACCAUGGGUUCGAGAACGUAUGCGACUUCUAAUCAUGAACGCUCAUCACGAGCAAUCCCAACAAACACUCGCCAUGAUUCAAGAAAAUAUUGGUUGCUGCGGAGCAGAUGGCGCCAGAGACUAUUUGAAUCUUCAACAGCCAUUACCAAAUACAUGCAGAGACACAGUUACUGGCAAUCCUUAUUUUCAUGGUUGCGUUGAUGAACUCACCUGGUUCUUCGAAGAAAAAUGUGGUUGGAUAGCUGGUUUAGCAAUGACUGUAUGCUUCAUCAAUGUAAGUACAAAUAUUAAUUCAUUCUCAAUUCAAGACGUAUUGAAAAAAAUAUGUUUUGGAGGACCAUAUUAUAGAAUACUUCAUAUUUAACUCUUCAAAUGAUAAUGUACUAAAAUUAUAUUAUUAUUUUGAUUCAUUCGAUACCUAUUGAACUGACACGAAAGCCUGUUUAAAAUUUUAAGAAUGUUUCUUUCAAUGAACUGAAUUUCUACUGAAUACUUCUAGCAACAUCUUGAAAAUAUUUGAAAUAGUUUCAUUUAUGUUUCACUGAAAAAUGUUCUGAUUGCAAAUCACAGAAUUUCAAUUGGUGCUCUGCUCAUAUUCCUACUUGGAAGUGUUAGGGGAAAAGUGAAAGCUUGAAACACCAUCUCACAUUUUUUUAUAAACUCCAAAUGGACUUUCGAAUUUAGAAUUCUUCUCAGUUUUUGAGAAAAGCAUAGAAUCAAUCUUAUUAUUUGAUAUAAUAAGUUCAAUCAUGUUCUUAAAUCCAAUGAUCUGUCCAGAAUUUCUACUGUUUUUCUUGUUACCGAUACAAUAUGAUAAGUUAUCACAUUUUGUAGAAAAUAUACUUCAAUACUUGUGUUUUCCAGUAUCGCAAUGCUAGACUUCAUAUUUGAGGAAAAUACGAAACUAUCCAUGUACUAGGGUAAAAAUAUUCAAGAACUUUCUCUGAGCUAAAGCAUGGUCUGCUCUACCUUAAUAAUCAGGACCUUUUUAACAAUCAUUUGAAUAAAUUUUUUUUCAAAAGAGAUAUUUUCACUCAUAAAACAAUUAAAAUGUUUCGUAUCAAGAGACCAAAAGGUUCUAUUUUAGUUCCUAUCAAUGUUCUGGGAUCAUUUGUUUUAAUUCAGUAGCAAAAAUCGAUCUCCCCUUGUCUGAUAACAUGUUGUUCUUAGCUUCAACAAUAUCCGAUCUUAAUUGAUCUGGUAAAUGUGAGGCUAGUUUUUCCAUAUUUUGGAUUAUCACCAUAUCAUUAGAAGAAUCACAUCAUUCUAGAAAGCAGCAACAAAUAAGGCAACAAUAAUUUUAUUUGUUGUUUUAUUUUAGAUAUAUCUUAUUAUACAUAACCUCACUUUAACUUAACAAAGCUUUCUAAUUGAUGAUUAACCCACAUUAGAACAACUUGUGCAAGUUCCUACUAACCCAACUUUCUCAUAUGUAUCUCGAGGGUGAUCGAGCACUUUCAGUUCCAUUUCCGAUAAUGGGCUUAGAAAAUUUGGAGUAUGUCUUUUUUCAUCGAAAAUAAAUACUUGAAACUUGAUUUUACAAGAAUGAUGGUGUCUAUUUCAAGUCGAUAGGAUUAGUAAUACCGCCCGAGGUCCGUUCCAAAUAGGUAGUACGCCGUUUGUAUAGGAGAGCGGCUGGCCUGUUAUAGAUAGAGUGACGACAAAGAGUUGAUUUAAUGAUAAAAAUGGAGCAGGGACUUCUUCGUGAUUCUUCGGACAACUUUCCCCAGAAAGAUUCGCUUGCAAUAGCUGAUUAUUUUAUCACAAAUUAUGAUUUUAUAACCGUGAAAGUCCGCGGCAUGAACCAAGUGAACAGACAUAUCGAUACUAUGUCAUAUUCAUGUGGCAAAGACAAGAUUUUAUGUGUAUGGAACCUCUUAAUUUUGAGAUACGUAGAGUUAAAGUUUAAAUAUGUAAUGAAAUGUAAUGAAAAAUGGUUUUCGAGUAAAAAAAUUUUCUGAUUUUCAUCAAAUUUCAUCAAAUAGUUGGAAUUCAAUAGGGAAAUACUAUUAUUUUCAAAAUGUUAUGGUAGAUGUUGAUGACUCAAUUUAUUAAAUGCUUGAUAACUAGCAAAAGGUGUCAACCAACUCACAUAAAACAUGUUGUUAUAUAAAGAAGAAUAUGUUUAAAUUUUGACGACGUUGUCAUAAAAAUCUAACCGAUUUUAUUUUUUAAUUGAAAAAAACAUUAUAGGGAUCAAAUUUGCACCGUAUUGAACGUGCAUUUUGAAAUUAUUUGUUCUGAAAAAGCUGUAGUGUCCCUUUCUACAUUAAACGACGCUAAACCAUUGCAAAAAAAAGCCGUGAGCAGCAGAGCUCCAUCACGAAAGUCGAAUUUUUCGUCGAAUAAAGAAUUUAACUAAUAUACAAAACAAAUCUUUCCAUAAAAUGAAUUUCUUGGAAAUGAUAUCAAUUCUCAAUCUUAUUUCUUUAUAUGGAAAAUUUGCUAUUCUUCAAUAACUUUUCAUUUCACAAGUUAACUCUCUCGAAUGAAAAUUCAUAAUUUCAAUAGACCCGGUGGUCUCGAACCCUCUUGUUCAAUUCCAAUUGACAACAAAGAAAAAAUCAUAAUGACAAGAAAUUUCGAAAAUGGGAAGUAAAAAAAAAUCACCCUAGCAACGAUCAUACUCGUAUUAUUCAUUAAGUAAGAGGCGGUCCAGUUCAACAAUUACAACGAUCAAAAUGAUUUCGGGCGUUUUGUGCUAGAAGAACUGAAGAAGAAAACUUUGAACUUGAGAAACACAAUUCUUCAGCAUCACCCCUACUUGCAUGCGAAGUUCGAACCCUCUAGUUAAACUUUUUCUGGCCAAAAAAUGAGAAAAUAUAACAAAAAUGGCCAUAAAAUGGAGAGGGGUGGAGAUGGAAAGUUUCGACCUUAGAGAGGAAAUCAUCUCGCAACUAAUUGAACCUACAUGUGAAAUUUAAUUUUUCAGUCGCUUUUCAUUUGACCUGCAGAGGUGAGCAAAGGUCAAAAACCACUUUUUUGCACUGCGACCCCUCGAAAUAUUCAUUUGUUUUCAACUAAACUCUAAUAACAUCAAUCCGCCGCCAAAAAAGCCAUGUAUGCUAAUUUUGAACCAAAUCGGACCCAUAGCAAUUGCUAUAUAUAAACUACAGAUAUUCGAAAAACCAUCAUAAUCGUGUUCAGGAGGUCUCAAAACAUGGGAAAAAUGAUGUGCCCCCCAUUUUUCUUCUAGUCAUUCCUACCGUAAUAGUCUAAUUUUUCCUUGAAAAAUCUUUACAACAAAACCGAUUACUGGCUUUAUUGUCUAAAAAUUGUAGAAUUUGUAGAAAAAAGCUUGUAAAAACUAGAAAACAAACAUAAAAAUAGCUAAACAAAGAUACAUAUAAAAUAAGCUUUCAAAAUACAGAAGGAAAUCACAAUGAAUAACAAAAUUAUAGGUAAUAGUAAUAGGUAAUAAUUAGUAUAUAAGUCCAUAGCAAAAUUAAACCAGUAAGCACCAUGUCCGGAAUUAAAUAUUACCAUAAGAAUAGACGUCGUUUACAGAGUAGAAGGCACCUUCCAGUAAAUAUUCCCUAAAAUUAUUGAAAAAUGUGUGAAAAGAUUUGAUUUCAAUUGGUAAGUGAUUGUGCAUUUUUUUGCAUUGUGAAAUAAUGAACCCUCAACUAAUUCUGAUUGUGAAGUAGGUAGAGGUCAAGCUCCGCGUUCCGCGCGCAACGACCUUUCUAAAAUUGGAAAAGCGUGCUUAAGAAUUAGGCAAACAGAUUCGAAGACAAAUAAGGAAGGAAGAGUCAGAAUUUUUAAUGUUGUAAAGAUGUCCCUGCAGUGAGCUCUGCUCUUUAGUCCGAGUAAAUAUCUAACUGCUCUCUUUUGAAGUUUGAGAACUCGCUCAAAUUGAGUCGUGUCCUAGAAGGGAGGGGCAUAUCGGAAAUGCUACUCAAUAAGGGCAUAAUAGACUGUUAAAGAGGUGGAUAAGUUCAGUUUAUGGAAACUGAUUAGACAAGGUGGCAAUAUGUAACUCCCAUAUCAGGGAAUUGACCACAACAAGCCCUAAGAAUUUUACAGAUUCAACGCUGUCAAUGGUGGAGUUAUUAAUAAUAAAAAAGGCAGCAAUGUAUUUUUAUACGAUGAAACUUUAGUUUUAGAAACGUCAGACAGAGGUGGAUAGCUAGAUAGGCGAUGUCGUUUAUAGACUGAAGAAACAAAAUUGGGCCUAGUACUGAGCCUUGAGGCACUCCAUAUUCUAUUGGCUUGCAAAAAGACAUAGUUAUAUCAACCCUUACAAGCUAACACUAUCUUUUCCGUAAUUUUUCUCCCUUAAGGGAUACUUUGGAAUAGUUUAUUUGGUGCAGUAUAUUUUGGUACAAUACAAAUGACAAAAUAAACGACAAAUACAACAACACGAUGUGAUAGGUUGAUAAAACAAAACAAAGUGCUAAGGAUGUUGCUGUAAUGUGUCGGAAACUCGAUCGGCGCUGGUGACGUAAGCAAACGAAUAGCACGUUGCAAGAAGAAAUGAGAGUGGGGUGGAAAUAAUCCACUUUUGAAAAUUUAUAUAUGAGUGCUAGAAACGCGCAGUAUAAAGCGCAAUUUAUGUUACGGCGUGCCCAAUUAUUUAAAAAUAUAAACCCGACAUCUUUAUACACCGAUCGCUACCGUCUAACCCUCGCUGGUUGUGUCAUAAAUUGAUUCAUAUUCAAGAAUUUAUUCAUUUCUAAACAAUUCAAAGGAGAAGAAUAAAACUCCAUUAAUUCAUAAUAUAUUUAUAUAGUACCAAGAAUUAUCUUACAGAUUCUGUCAGAUUUUUAUUCUCAUACAUUCCUCAUUUGUAUUUUCAUAGAAAUGUGUUGUAGAACUUCCAGACCAUUUUAUAAAGUUAAGAAGAUUAACAAAUGUUAUGGUUAUGCGUGAUUCUUUUGCAUUCAUUCUAUCAAUUCUUUUUGUAUAAAAAUAUUUCCUAAUAUUAGAAAACUGUGAGGAGUAGGAAUAAAAUCUACUAAUUUAUUGUAGUAGUUCAUAUAUCUUUCAAUCUAUUGCCAAUUAGAAUCUUAAAUUUUCAACAUGCAAUGCAUUCAAGCGAAUCUUAUAAUAUAUCCUAUCGUCAAUAUAUCUAAGACGUGCUUUAAUCAAAAGAUUCCUAUGAUCUCAAAUGCCGGAUAUUACUUGAUGAAAUUGUCUACAUAACCGGAGUUCUAUACUAAAUCAAUAGAGAUGACAGUGGUGGACUUCUUCUCCGCAGAGGUUCGAGGGGAUUUGCCAUUUAAUAUUCAUGCCGUGUUAGACAAUCGAAAUAUAUAAGGUUAUUUAUUAUUUGGAAUUAUGAAUCAUAUUUAUGUGAUUAUAUCCUUGUAAUAACUGUAGAAA
Diorhabda carinulata is the source of this 5841-nucleotide messenger RNA. Its product is annotated as tetraspanin-2A. The record is from RefSeq and is a predicted model, not a curated record. The transcript is spliced from 4 exons. NCBI's taxonomy places the organism in Eukaryota, Metazoa, Arthropoda, Insecta, Coleoptera, Chrysomelidae. Gene Ontology annotation, cellular component: membrane. The coding region runs from base 125 to 880 and encodes 251 amino acids.